CUCUCUCCCUCUCUUUUUCGCUUUUCCUUUUCUUCUCCUCCAUUCCCUCCUUCAUCUCGUCCGUCUUUCAUUCAGCUUCCAGCCAAAAUCCCCCCCAACCCCAGUCACUCUUUUGACCCCCCUCCCCAGCUCGAGGAUAUCUGUCCUUCGCUCUUUAUCUGAACUUUGUACAACCACACCCUAUAUACACUUAAUAACUUCACGCGAAGAGUCGGGAUAUAACACCGCCUUUCCCAGAGUUCACAAUGAAGUUCACUGCUAUCGUCCUUUCCGCCCUCGUGGCCGUUGCCUCUGCCAUCAGGCAACCAGACUACAGCCAGCCCCCAAAGGGCAAUGCCAUCUCUAAGCCUGGCUUGGACGAGCAGGUCGUCGCUGGUGAGGAAUACACCAUCACCUGGGACGCAGACAGCCCAGGACCUAUCUCCAUCCAGCUGCUCCGUGGCCCCAGCGAGAACGUCAAGCCCAUCGCUGUCAUCACCGCUUCCACCGAAAACACCGGCUCCUUCAAAUGGACUCCCUCCAUCACUCUCGAGAACGACGUGACCCACUACGGCCUCCUCAUCGUCGAUCAGUCCACCGGUCAGUACCAAUGGUCCACCCAGUUCGGCAUCAAGAACGACCACCAUGAGCAGCCCGCCCCGUCCGUCACUCGCACCCUCAUCGAGCCUCCUCCCGUUGUCACUCUCACCACCACGAUUUGCGACGAGACCACCGCUCCGUACCCCACCGGCACUGCCCCAGGCACUGUUUCCUCCUCUGUGCCAACUGCUCCCACCAGCUACCGCGCCACGCCCACUCCAUCUCCAUCCUCUCCACCAUUCGAGGGUGCUGCUGGCCGCAACGCCUUCAGCUUCGGAGGCGCAAUCCUCGCCGUUGCUGCCGUCCUGGCUUUCUAAAUUCCCCUCCCGGCUUCGCGCUCCCUUGCGAAUAAUAACCUCGCCUUGAGAGCGACAUCUUCAUGAUACACAUGUUCUGCUUCUUUCUAAUACAAACUCUUUUUUUGUUACAUCUGAGCCGUUUGUGCUGCGACGGUGAUUUAUUCUCGCUAGGGAACCCACGGGGAAAUGGAAAGCCUUUACUGCUCAAUCGCAUCAUCUUUUACUCCCUUUUUUCAUGAAAAUGGAAAGCGACGGUUAAUUCUUACUGAUUGGGACGGGUCUUUCAUGUGUGAGGAAUUGUAUGCAAGUACAAGUACAUAUUGUUGGUUUUUGAUUUGAUAGGGCAAGAGCCUUUAUUUUUUUCUUAUUUUCAACCUUCGUGUAUUUACUUCCAUCAUGAACGGCUGCUGGAACAACGGG
Coccidioides posadasii C735 delta SOWgp is the source of this 1298-nucleotide messenger RNA. RefSeq lists its product as uncharacterized. The record is from RefSeq and is a predicted model, not a curated record. Lineage: Eukaryota; Fungi; Ascomycota; Eurotiomycetes; Onygenales; Onygenaceae.